AUGGCCGCGGGAGCCGGGACGGCGGGCCCCGCUUCCGGCCCGGGCGUCGUGCGUGACCCAGCGCCGUCACAGCCGAGGAAGCGGCCGGGCCGGGAGGGCGGGGAGGGCGCGCGGCGGUCGGACGCGAUGGCGGGAGGAGGGGGGAGUAGCGACGGCAGCGGGCGGGCAGCUGGCAGGCGGGCGUCCCGCAGUAGCGGGCGGGUCCGGCGGGGGCGCCACGAGCCGGGGCUGGGGGGCCCGGCGGAGCGCGGCGCGGGGGAGGCACGACUGGAAGAGGCAGUCAGUCGCUGGAUGCCCAAGUUCUACUUCCACGAGGCACUGCGGGCCUUUCGGGGUAGCCGGUACGGGGACUUCAGACAGAUCCGGGACAUCAUGCAGGCUUUGCUUGUCAGGCCCUUGGGGAAGGAGCACACCGUGUCCCGUUUGCUGCGGGUUAUGCAGUGUCUGUCGCGCAUUGAAGAAGGAAAAUUUAGGUAUGACUGUUCCUUUGAUAUGGAGGCUGAGCUGACACCACUGGAAUCAGCUGUCAAUGUGCUGGAGAUGAUUAAAAUGGAAUUUACACUGACAGAAGCAGUGGUCGAAUCCAGUAGAAAACUGGUCAAGGAAGCUGCUGUCAUUAUUUGUAUCAAAAACAAAGAAUUUGAAAAGGCUUCAAAAGUUUUGAAAAAACAUAUGUCCAAGGACCCCACAACUCAGAAGCUGAGAAAUGAUCUCCUGAAUAUUAUUCGAGAAAAGAACUUGGCCCAUCCUGUUAUCCAGAACUUUUCCUAUGAGACCUUCCAGCAGAAGAUGCUGCGCUUCCUGGAGAGCCACCUGGAUGACGCCGAGCCCUGCCUCGUCACGAUGGCCAAAAAGGCUUUGAAAUCUGAGUCUGCUGCCUCAAGUACAGGGAAGGAAGAUAAACAGCCAGCACCAGGGCCUGUGGAAAAGCCACCCAGAGAACCCGCAAGGCAGCUACGGAAUCCUCCAACCACCAUUGGAAUGAUGACUCUGAAAGCAGCUUUCAAGACUUUGUCUGGUGCCCAGGAUUCUGAGGCAGCCUUUGCAAAACUGGACCAGAAGGAUCUGGUUCUUCCUACUCAAGCGCCUGUAAUCCCAGCUACUUGGGAAGCUGAGGCAGAGAAUUGCUUGAAUCCGGGAGGCGGGGGUUGCAGUGAGCCGAGAUCACACCAGUAUUAACUGUUACACCAUUGAUACAAUCUGUUACACAUGCAUCUGUUACACGAUUGCAUUCAUCUUUAGGCAGUCUUAGUUUUUCACCCUUAACUCUCACAACUUUUGAGAAUCAGUUGGAUCCAUUUUAUUAUGGUUUGUUUGUUAUAAUAGAGUACAUUCAAUGUCUUUGUUUUACUUCACUGUUCUACUCCUUAGCUGGCUUGCCUUGGGCAAGUUAUGCAAGCUUUUGGAACCUCAGUUUUUUCAUCUGAAAAUUAGAGAUUAUGGGAGUCCAUAAGACAGAAUUAAUAUUUUUAAAAAAUGGAGUUGACAUUACAGCAUAAAAGCAUAAGUUUCAUUGUUUCCUCUCAAGUAUUCAUUAUUCAAACUACCAUGUCGUGAGCUCUAUGAUAGAAAUCAUCUGGAAAUAAAAUAUGCCAUUUUACCACAA
Molecule: messenger RNA, 1606 nt
Organism: Nomascus leucogenys (northern white-cheeked gibbon)
Lineage: Eukaryota; Metazoa; Chordata; Mammalia; Primates; Hylobatidae
Product: telomeric repeat-binding factor 2-like
Biological process (GO): regulation of telomere maintenance via telomerase; protein localization to chromosome, telomeric region; telomeric D-loop disassembly
Cellular component (GO): shelterin complex; chromosome, telomeric region; nucleus
Molecular function (GO): telomerase activity; protein homodimerization activity; G-rich strand telomeric DNA binding
Source: RefSeq, a predicted model, not a curated record